Molecule: messenger RNA, 2195 nt
Organism: Salarias fasciatus (jewelled blenny)
Lineage: Eukaryota; Metazoa; Chordata; Actinopteri; Blenniiformes; Blenniidae
Gene: etf1a
Product: eukaryotic translation termination factor 1a
Exons: 11
Coding region: 204-1535 (443 amino acids)
Biological process (GO): translational termination
Molecular function (GO): translation release factor activity
Source: RefSeq, a predicted model, not a curated record
AGUAGGUCGUAUUAGAUAAGAACAGGGUGGACGCUAGGGCCUGGUAGUCUGUAGGCCUGUUGCACUCCGCGCUCUGUACUGAGAAAGGCGGCCCGUCUAGACUCCCUCCUCCCCGGUCAGUCCCGCUGCCUGCAUUAGCUAGGUGCCUUAACGGUCACCGCGCCACUAGUUUGGAGAGGUGCUGAAGCGAUUACAGCAGAAAGAUGGCGGACGACCCCAGCGCGGCGGACAGGAACGUGGAGAUAUGGAAAAUCAAGAAGCUUAUCAAAAGUUUGGAAGCUGCCCGUGGUAAUGGCACCAGCAUGAUCUCCCUGAUCAUCCCUCCAAAGGACCAGAUUUCCAGAGUGGCCAAGAUGUUGGCUGAUGAGUUCGGCACUGCUUCCAACAUUAAGAGUCGAGUCAACAGACUUUCUGUGCUCGGGGCCAUCACUUCUGUACAGCAAAGACUAAAACUCUACAAUAAAGUGCCACCCAAUGGUUUGGUUGUAUAUUGUGGCACCAUUGUCACAGAGGAAGGCAAAGAAAAGAAAGUCAAUAUCGACUUUGAGCCUUUUAAGCCAAUCAACACCUCCCUGUACCUCUGUGACAACAAGUUCCACACUGAGGCAUUGACGGCCCUCCUCUCUGAUGACAGUAAGUUUGGCUUCAUUGUGAUCGACGGAAGUGGCGCACUGUUCGGCACGCUGCAGGGCAACACCAGGGAGGUGCUGCACAAGUUCACUGUGGACUUACCCAAAAAGCACGGUAGAGGAGGUCAGUCUGCUCUGCGUUUUGCUCGUCUGAGAAUGGAGAAGAGACAUAACUAUGUGAGGAAAGUAGCUGAAACAGCAGUCCAGCUCUUUGUGUCCAACGACAAAGUUAAUGUGGCUGGAAUGGUCCUGGCUGGCUCUGCUGACUUCAAGACCGAACUUAGCCAGUCCGACAUGUUCGACCCCAGGUUACAAGCCAAGGUUUUGAAGCUGGUAGACAUCUCAUAUGGAGGGGAGAACGGUUUCAACCAGGCCAUCGAACUCUCUGCAGAGGUUCUCUCAAAUGUCAAGUUCAUCCAGGAGAAGAAGCUCAUAGGGAGAUACUUUGAUGAGAUCAGUCAGGAUACAGGAAAGUACUGCUUUGGUGUUGAGGACACACUCAAAGCCUUGGAAAUGGGAGCGGUGGAGAUCCUCAUAGUCUACGAGAACUUGGACACUAUGCGUUACAUUCUACGUGUACAUGGGGCCGAGAGCAACGGAGCGGAGAAUGAUGAGAAGACUUUGUACCUAACACCCGAGCAGGAGAAAGACAAGUCUCACUUCACAGACAAAGAGACGGGGCAGGAGCAUGAGCUGAUUGAGAGCAUGCCGCUACUGGAGUGGUUUGCUAACAACUACAAAAAAUUUGGAGCCACGCUGGAGAUAGUAACAGACAAAAGCCAGGAAGGAUCCCAGUUUGUCAAGGGCUUUGGGGGCAUUGGUGGUAUCUUGCGGUACAGGGUGGAUUUCCAGGGCAUGGAGUACCAAGGAGAGGACGAUGAGUUCUUUGAUUUGGAUGACUACUAGGUAGUCUUGGACUGAUAUUGGGAGAAAAAAAAAAUCAAGGAAUGAAUGAAGAAAUGAGGAAAGAAAAAAAGCCACCUCUCUUGCAGCAAGUGAGAGGUGCAACUGUGUUGACCAUAUAUAUGACAGACACACCUUUCAAUUUACCUGUUGCAUACACAGACUUGCACAUACAUCUGUACACACGACAAAAUGCAUCACACAGGCUGAAGAGGAGUGAGAUUUUCUUUCAUCCAGAGAGGGAGAAAGCCCUUCCUGAAUAAAUCCCUGCCUUAGAGUGCUGGUUCCUUCCCCUAGCUGGAUUGGACUUGACUCAUUUUUGUUCUUUUUUUUUUUUCUUUUUUCUUUUUUUUUUCCCCCUCCUCCCCUCCAUUAUGAAUGAACACAACAGCAAGUUCCCAGAAUCCUCGCUGCCCCUAACCUGGUCUGAAGAUGAACUAUGGACUCACUCUCCCCAUUAUAGAAAAUAUAUUUUCCUUUCUGGCCUCAUCAUGUCCCUACCCUCUCUCUUUCCCUUCUAUGCUUUCUCUCUCUCUUUUUUUGCAUUUCAUUUUUUUACUGGUAACUGCUGCUGUUGUAUUUUAUGAGAGUGGGGGAUUUUUUUUACCUGGGUUUCUGUAGAGAAAGGGGGACAAAGUAUUAAAUUUGAACUGCUGAAAACCA